Messenger RNA from Gracilinanus agilis (Agile Gracile Mouse Opossum), 2777 nucleotides. It is a transcript of the gene MAP7D3, whose product is annotated as MAP7 domain containing 3. The record is from RefSeq and is a predicted model, not a curated record. Gene Ontology annotation, cellular component: microtubule cytoskeleton. Gene Ontology annotation, biological process: microtubule cytoskeleton organization. NCBI's taxonomy places the organism in Eukaryota, Metazoa, Chordata, Mammalia, Didelphimorphia, Didelphidae.
CCCAUAGCCCCCUUGGGGGACUUUUUGCCCUUCUCGGCUAUCACCUAAUUGGAGGGGGGGGAUCUGAGAGGAGGGCGGGGGGCAGCUGGCCCUUGAGCUCAGCCCCAUCCGGGGGCUCAGAAAGUCUAGGUGCUGGGGGCGGCCAGGGCAGGGACUGAGGCAGCGGAGAAGCCGACGGCUUCUCGCGCCUCCCCACGCCCCGGCCUCCUCCCCCCACCUUUCACACGCUUGGGACUAGAGCCCCGAGCCUGCGCAGUGCGAGCCCAGCGAGCGCCAGUUGCGGCUCCAGGGACUGAAGAUGGCGGACGCCGGAGGUAUCGCCAACAGUGGGACAUCCCUCAAGGGGAUGAGAGAACAGUUAGUUGAAAUAAAAAAUAAAAAAAAAACAACUCAGCCGACUAAACCAACAAUAAAACUACUGAGGGAGAGUGCUGCUGCAGCCCAAGCAAUUGCAGAAGAAAGAAGAAAUCAAAGUGGCACUGCUAUCAUUUUAGCUCCCUCCUCAAAUUUAAAGACAUCAACUAAGCCAGUGAUAGAUGGCUCUAUUCUGAAAUCCGAUGAAAGACAAAGACUGGCAAGAGAGCGCAGAGAAGAGCUGGGAAAACAACAAGCUUUUAAAGAAAUACAGUUACUUGAGAAAGAAAAGAAGGCAAAACGCCAAUAUGAAAAACAGAUUGAAGAAAGACAGAGAAAGAUAAAAGAACAGAAAGAGAAAGAACAGCAACGACGAGCAGCUGUCGAAGAGAAAAGGAGACAAAAAUUAGACGAAGAAAAGGAACAUUUUGAGGCAAUGGUUAACCGUACUUUGGAACGUAGCAACCGCCUGGAACAGCGACAGAAGAGAUGGUCAUGGGGAGGCUCUGUAACACCAGAUUCAGACAGCAAAUCUGGUUUGUCAAGUGCUACCCCACCCAAUCCUGUAGAUUUAGUUGACAAACUACCUUCUUCCACAGAGCCACAGACUGAACAAGGUGGAUCCAGUGGCAACAAGCAUACUUCCUCUACAUUGAAUCUCAGGCCAACAGAUUCCGUUAUCAGUAAACGUUUGUCUUCAUCUUCUGCAACUCUUCCAAAUUCUGACAAGACUCGGCGCUUUCAGAUCAGUGCUCUGGAGAAUAGUAUAAUCACUCGCCUUCUCACCCCUACACAAGCCUCUUUAGCUAGAUGCAAAAAUGCUGCUGUAUUAUCUGCUGCUGGAAGAGAUCCCUCAGAAUUUCACUCCUGUCCUCGUUCAGCUGUCACCGGGACUUUCAGUCAACCGCUGCAGGCCUCCAGAAUAUCCGUGAGAAGCCGCAGCAUUGACAGACUGAAGAGUUCCACUGUUUUGAAAUCAGAAGUGGACAAACAUGGACCAACUCAUGCUGCAAAGAGAUCUUCAUCACCAUCUCUGUCAACUUAUAAGAGACCACCUUCUCCUGCUAAUGUUAAGCAUCCUCCAUCUCCCUCUGCACCAAACAAAGUAAGUCAGAGAAGUCGCCCACCUUCCCCUAGUACAUUAAAACAGUUGCCAUCAUCUCCCACCACUGGUGUAAAACCAGUUUUUAAGCCUAUUCAGCGUCCUUUGAUUACACCCACUGUCAUCAGUAUACCCAAAAAGAGCAAAACAUCUGAAAUAGAGAGCAAAUCAAAGGACAAAUGUGAAGCCAGAAAACAAGAACUCCAAACAUCACCAGCUUCAGAAAAAGCUGUAAAGACCAAAGAAGUAGAGCCCAGUAAUAAAACUGGACUAGAGACCAUAAGUGCCGAAGAAGCUGCUAAAAUUCUGAUGGCAAAACAAGAAUUUGUUCAGGACCAGAAGGAUCAAGAAGAAGGGGGAAAAGAUCUCAAAGAAGAAGAGGAAAGGAAAGUAAAAGAGGAUACUGAAAAGAAAGAAAUUGGAGCAGAAGAAGAAAGGGAUGCCGGGCACACUCAACUUGGGGAAACAAGCCCACCAGAAGAACAGAAACAGAAGACAGAAGAGGACCAGGAGAAGCUGGCUGCAGAACUCCAGCAACAGAAGGAGGAAGCUGAGGUGAAAGCCCAGGAGGAAGCUGCAAGACAGAGGCGGGAGCGUGAGCGGAUAAUGGAGCAGAGUGUGCAAGAACGCCUGGAGAGGAAGAAGAGAAUUGAAGAAAUUAUGAAGAGGACCAGAAAGGUUGAACAGAACUCAGAGCAGAGUGAAGAGAAGUCUAAGAAUGAGGCUAUUGACGAGGAUGAUGCUGUUGAAGCAGACAAAGAAAAUUUGGAAACAGUGGACCCCCUGGCCAAGGUCACCGAAACGGACUCACCUGAAGACGUCAAACCCUCAGAAGAACUUAGUGCUACGAUGCCUCCUCAGGUAGCUAAUGAGAUACAAACCGAAACUGCAGCCAGCGAUGAGACUGUCGAACUCAUCACCAAUGGCAAUGAGACGGCCCCAGAGCCAGAAAAUAGCGGACCUUAUUUGGAUAUGACUCUGGCAACAGAUACUAGCCUUUCUGCCAAAGAUGCGGUUACUCCAAACUCAGAAAUCGUAGAUGCUAUCAAAACCGAGCACACAUCAGACCUGAAUGGAAAAUCCGAUACGUGGACUUUCGAGGAGAUCAUUGAUCUUGAAGAACAUGCCAAAACCACCCAACCGAAUUCCAACAACACUCCUGAUAGCUGUACUCAAAACUCAGAUGAUGCUGCUACAUUUACUCCAAGUCCCAAGUUAGCUUUUGAGGAGGAUUCAGUAAUGAAUCCCUUGACCACAUCUGCAGGAAGCAAUUAAGGUAAUUUUAUACCAAUAAAAAGUCAGUUGCUUCUUUCAAACACAA